AUGGGUGCCAUCAAGAGUGUAUCCAUCAGCGAGAAGUUUAAAAGCUUCAUCCUACCGGCUGGGAGUGUAACCUUGAUUGACGAGGACAAUGAAGGUGAAGAUGAUCAUCCUGCCGAUACCAAUUAUUCUUUACAGAGUAGCAACGAUGUCAAACCACUCAAGAGCAGUGCUUCUAAGCGUAUCAUGGAGCGUCGACCUGGCCAACAUAAGAUGGAACUGCCGCCGGACGUGGGCUCUUCUCAAGAACCGGGCGUCCUUGAGGGAGAAUCGCAUGAGCAGGUGGUGCAGGGUCUUCAGGAAGCUUUGAACAUAUGCAGCGCUGUGUUUUCUCAAAAAAGAGGCGCUUGCUAUCCUCUGACGUCCAGCCUGCACAGUCGCUUACUUGCAGUAUUGCCGCAAUCGUGA
Gamsiella multidivaricata is the source of this 405-nucleotide messenger RNA. RefSeq lists its product as uncharacterized. The transcript has a single exon. The coding region runs from base 1 to 405 and encodes 134 amino acids. Lineage: Eukaryota; Fungi; Mortierellomycota; Mortierellomycetes; Mortierellales; Mortierellaceae. The record is from RefSeq and is a predicted model, not a curated record.